GCGACGCGAUCCCCUCUAUUCUUAGGAUUUUCUGAACGGACAGCGUGCGGGACUGAUCGUAUCGUACAAGACGUACGAAAGAAAAGAAAAGAAGAAAAGAAUUUAAUUCUUUGAUCGAUCGCUUUCCAAUAAAAAAAGGAACUUUUAACGUUUGUGCGAUUAAGUGAACGAUAUAUUUUUGACAUUUUCUGUGAUUUAAUAAAAUUUGACAUAGAACAAGAUGCCGGCCGACGUUGCAAUGGUAGAUGCCGGUGAAGUCGAAACGUUCGUUUUCCAAGCCGAAAUUGCUCAGUUGAUGAGCUUGAUCAUCAAUACUUUCUAUUCGAACAAAGAGAUCUUCAUCCGAGAAUUAAUUUCCAACGCAUCCGAUGCGUUGGACAAAAUUCGUUAUGAGUCCCUUACCGAGCCAUCAAAACUUGAUACUUGCAAAGAAUUAUUCAUCAAGAUUGUUCCUAAUAAGAAUGACCGUACGCUUACCAUUCUCGACUCCGGCUGUGGUAUGACUAAAGCUGAUCUUGUCAAUAAUUUAGGUACCAUAGCAAAGUCCGGUACUAAGGCUUUUAUGGAAGCUUUGCAGGCCGGAGCUGAUAUUUCUAUGAUUGGUCAAUUUGGUGUUGGCUUUUAUUCUGCAUACCUAGUAGCAGAUAAAGUUACUGUAAUUUCAAAACACAAUGACGAUGAACAAUAUUUAUGGGAAUCUUCUGCUGGUGGUUCCUUCAUAGUUCGCCCUGACAAUGGAGAACCUAUUGGACGAGGUACUAAAGUGAUCUUGCACAUCAAAGAAGAUCAGACCGAAUAUUUGGAAGAAGCAAAGAUUAAAGAGAUCGUCAAGAAACACUCGCAAUUUAUUGGCUAUCCAAUAAAAUUAGUCGUUGAAAAAGAGAGGGAUAAGGAAUUAAGUGAUGAUGAAGAAGAAGAGCCUUCGAAAGAAACUGAAAAUGAAGAUGACAAACCAAAAAUUGAAGAUGUUGGAGAAGAUGAAGAAGAGGACAAACCCAAAGAUGAAAAGAAAAAGAAGAAAAAGACUAUCAAGGAAAAAUAUACAGAGGAUGAAGAACUUAAUAAGACCAAACCAAUAUGGACAAGAAACCCAGAUGAUAUUACUCAAGAAGAAUACGGUGAAUUUUAUAAGAGCUUGACGAAUGAUUGGGAAGAUCAUUUGGCUGUAAAACAUUUCUCCGUUGAAGGUCAACUUGAAUUCAGAGCUUUGCUAUUCAUACCGCGAAGAGCACCAUUUGAUCUUUUUGAAAACAAAAAGAGAAAGAACAAUAUUAAAUUGUACGUGAGGAGAGUCUUCAUUAUGGACAAUUGCGAAGACCUAAUUCCGGAAUAUCUCAACUUCAUCAAAGGUGUUGUGGAUAGCGAAGAUCUUCCACUAAAUAUCUCUCGUGAAAUGUUACAACAGAAUAAGAUACUCAAAGUUAUCAGGAAGAACCUUGUAAAGAAAUGUUUGGAGCUUUUUGAGGAAUUAUCAGAGGAUAAGGAAAAUUAUAAGAAAUGUUACGAACAAUUCAGCAAAAAUUUGAAAUUGGGUAUUCACGAGGAUAGUCAAAACAGAAAGAAACUUUCGGAAUUACUGCGAUACAACACAUCUGCUUCGGGCGAUGAAAUGUGUUCACUUAAAGAUUAUGUUGGCCGUAUGAAGGAAAGUCAGAAACAUAUUUAUUACAUCACGGGAGAAAGCAAAGAACAAGUAGCCAAUAGUUCUUUCGUUGAACGCGUUAAGAAACGUGGCUUUGAAGUAGUGUACAUGACCGAGCCAAUUGAUGAAUACGUUGUGCAACAACUGAAAGAAUUUGAUGGAAAGCAAUUGAUCUCUGUCACUAAGGAAGGCUUGGAACUUCCAGAGGAUGAAGAAGAAAAGAAGAAGAGAGAAGAAGACAAGGCUAAAUUUGAAAAUCUUUGCAAAGUCAUGAAGGAUAUCCUCGACAAAAAAGUAGAAAAAGUAGUUGUCUCGAACAGGCUCGUUGAUUCGCCAUGCUGCAUUGUUACAUCUCAAUACGGCUGGACCGCAAACAUGGAAAGAAUAAUGAAAGCACAAGCUCUUCGUGACACAUCUACCAUGGGAUACAUGGCCGCGAAGAAACAUUUAGAAAUCAAUCCUGAUCAUCCUAUAAUGGAAAAUUUAAGACAAAAAGCAGAGGCUGAUAAACAUGACAAAUCUGUUAAAGACUUGGUAAUGCUUUUAUUUGAAACUGCCCUUCUUUCAUCAGGCUUUGCUCUUGAAGAUCCACAAGUACAUGCAUCGAGGAUAUACAGAAUGAUUAAAUUGGGUCUUGGCUUCGAUGACAAUGACACACCGAACGUAGAGGAAGAAAAGAUGGACACAGAAGUUCCCGCCCUUGAAGGAGAUGCCGAAGAAGCUUCGAGGAUGGAAGAAGUAGAUUAAUACUCUAUGUCUGAUAUAUUAACAUAAUACGCAAAGACUUUAGGAUGUAGAAAAAGACUGUUGCCGACUAAUUGUACCGAUAGUAUUCCGUUUUCUUUUUUUCUUUUUCUAUUUUUUGCCUUGUCAAGUCUUAUAACAAGACAGAGUGAGGUGUCAUGCUUUCUCUUCUUUUUUUUUUUUUAAGUGUGUGUUGUUGAGCUAAUUAGUAUACUCUUGGAAAAUAUGAGCUGAGAGUGCGUAAGUGUACAUUAGUUAUGUCUGCGUGUUUCUAGAGAUAAUUCGUAUUUGGGCCUGCCACUUGAUUCUGUCUAAAAAUUUCUUUAAAAAAAGAAAUAUUUUUUAUAUAUAAGCGAGGCAAUUUUGAUCUGUUCUUUUUAUCUUUCUGCUUUUUCAUUAUUAUAUUUUAUCAUUUUUCACUUUCGUCAUUCCGUGAUAAGACCAUAUAGAUUAAAUAUUUAAAACGUUGUAAGCAUAACAAUUUCAUCUGAAAUAAAAUGUCUUUAAAUUUAAAAA
Vespula pensylvanica (western yellowjacket) is the source of this 2902-nucleotide messenger RNA. It is a transcript of the gene Hsp90, whose product is annotated as heat shock protein 83-like. Gene Ontology annotation, molecular function: disordered domain specific binding; ATP binding; ATP hydrolysis activity. Lineage: Eukaryota; Metazoa; Arthropoda; Insecta; Hymenoptera; Vespidae. The transcript has 3 exons. Gene Ontology annotation, cellular component: protein-containing complex; perinuclear region of cytoplasm; cytosol. Gene Ontology annotation, biological process: protein stabilization; cellular response to heat; protein folding. The record is from RefSeq and is a predicted model, not a curated record. Bases 221 to 2389 code for a protein of 722 amino acids.